AUGUCUUGGAGCAUUGUCUCAUCGGUUUUGCGCAACGCCGUAGCGGGGCCAUCUCGGCUUGCUUCUGGCACUCUCUCGCGCCAGUCUGGUUCACAACGCACGUUUUCGUCGUCGUCAAUAUGGAGCGUCACUCUGCAACAGAAUCUGCGAGGAGCACGAAAACCGCACCGUCCUGCUGUGAACAAGGUGCCCGCUCUGGAGUCCAAACCAUUCGUCAAGGGAGUUUGCAGCAAGAUCUUUACCACCAAGCCCAAGAAGCCCAACUCGGCGAUUCGAAAAGUGGCGCGUGUCAAGCUGUCCAACGGCCGUUCUGUCGCAGCGUACAUUCCGGGUGAAGGCCACAAUCUGCAGGAACACUCGGUAGUACUCGUCAGAGGCGGCAGAGUACAGGACUGUCCAGGUAUCAGAUAUCACUUGGUCAGAGGUGCUCAGGACUUGGCCGGUGUCGCAGGAAGACACACUUCAAGGUCAAAGUACGGCGCAAAGAAGCCCAAGGCCACUCCUUGA
Mycosarcoma maydis (corn smut) is the source of this 507-nucleotide messenger RNA. Its product is annotated as mitochondrial 37S ribosomal protein uS12m. Bases 1 to 507 code for a protein of 168 amino acids. Gene Ontology annotation, molecular function: structural constituent of ribosome. Gene Ontology annotation, biological process: translation. The transcript has a single exon. Lineage: Eukaryota; Fungi; Basidiomycota; Ustilaginomycetes; Ustilaginales. Gene Ontology annotation, cellular component: ribosome; small ribosomal subunit. The record is from RefSeq and is a predicted model, not a curated record.